This is a messenger RNA of Trachymyrmex cornetzi, 634 nucleotides long. RefSeq names its product UPF0184 protein C9orf16 homolog. The coding region runs from base 84 to 467 and encodes 127 amino acids. NCBI's taxonomy places the organism in Eukaryota, Metazoa, Arthropoda, Insecta, Hymenoptera, Formicidae. The transcript is spliced from 2 exons. The record is from RefSeq and is a predicted model, not a curated record.
CCAUAUGACUUUUUACCUAUAUAUAUAGGUAUGCAUAUACCUUUAACUGUAAAGUCAGCUGAUUUUGACUGGCUGCUUCUCAGAUGCAAGUGGAAGAAGAAAAUAUGGUCAGAGACGAGUAUCCAGCACCGGAGGAAAUGAAAAAGGAAGAAGAUAUAGAGGAUACGAUGCAAACGGAGGAAACUAAUCACGACGCUGACGAAGAAAUGAACUAUAUGGAGAACGAGGAACGUUCCGGUGAUAUUUGCGAGUAUCUCGAGAACGUUGUGUAUCCUGAAGAUGUAUAUAUAUGCACAGGUAUAAAGGCAUUAGAGGACGAGUUGGAUCAUUUGCAAACUGCUUUGGAUCAUUUGGAAAGGAAAAACGAUGAUAUACAUGCACAGUUGACCGAACUGUUGCAAUCUAAUCGUGAAGCUAGGAAACAGUUUCAGGAAUCACUGCAAGUCGAAGAACAACAAUCAAAGUGAUAAUUAUUCUUAGAAAAUUAUGUUUGCCAAUUUGAUGUUGCCUGAAGAUACUCCUAAGUAUUAUUUUUUGAUCUUAUAAAUGCAUUGUUUUAUGUAUCUGUAAGAAUGAAAAACAUUUUAUAAUCUAUCCUGAUUAAUCAUAUUUGUUAGUAAUUAGGCAAAGAAAC